Messenger RNA from Cherax quadricarinatus, 2245 nucleotides. The record is from RefSeq and is a predicted model, not a curated record. Lineage: Eukaryota; Metazoa; Arthropoda; Malacostraca; Decapoda; Parastacidae.
GAUCGUUUGGGACAUCUUUCCUGGCACCAGGCUGAUUCGUUUUAUAGCAGUUGACAAGACUACUCACAAACUCUCUUCUUGGAAUCUUGAGGACCAGAGCCUUACAAAUUUGAUGAAUGCAUUUAUGAUGCUUGGGCCAGCAAAAAAUGUAGGAGUUGGGAAACUUGAUCUCUUGAAAGGUCUGAGAGCUGCCAUUGAAGCCUUGACAGAGCCAUCUGCUAUUCAGCAUGAGAAAAGAACUUCUCUUACGGAGAAUGCAACAAAGGUCCUUAAUAAAGGAAGAAUUAUACUAGUGACAAAAGUAGAUUGUGAAGAGGAAGUAAAAACUUUAAAGGAAAAAUUCCAUGAUACUCUUUUACAUUUGAACAAGAUUGCUGCUUCAACAGACAACUUGAUGGCUAUUAAUCACUGUGAUCUUGUUCUUCUGAACCUGUGGCCAGAAGGUCCAGGUUGUCCAAUACCACGCAGAUCUUGGCCAGAUGUUUCUACUAUAAUGUCCUGUGAACUUACUAAUAUUCAGGGAGGUACAGCUUUGGCACCUAAACUCUGUAACCUUGUACUUAAGCAUUAUGAUUUGGCCUCCACUACUGUAACAGGUAUACCUAUGAAAGAGGAACAAAAUGCUAGUUCAUCAGCUAAUUAUGAUGUAGAGUUGUUUCACCCUGCUGCUGCUCAUGCAGCCAUUCUCAAGGGAAUACCAGCAGAAACAGCACAUUUGAAAACUUAUCGUGAGGGUACCGACUAUGAAACAGUGACACUAAAAUGGUGUACCCCUCGCAGUAAUGCCAGCAUAGAACUCCAGCACUGCUCUUCUGCCUAUAGAAUCACAUCUGUUGAUGUUAACAGCAGACCAUCCUCAUGCCUUACAAAUUUUUUGCUGAAUGGACGUUGGGUAAUGCUUGAAAUGCCACGGAAGUCAGGAAGCAAAGUAAUAUCUCAUAUGUUGGCCUGCCAUGGUGGUGAUAUUUAUAUCCAUACAAUGUAUACAUCAAGAAGCAUACUAGAAGAUCCUCCAUCUAUUAGUGAAGGAUGUGGUGGUCGUGUUACUGACUAUAGGAUUCCUGAUUUUGGAGAGCUUAUUAAAGCAAACAGAUUAGCACCUUAUCCAGACUCUGCAUUAGAAAGUGAUGAUAAUACUACACCACUAGAAAAAAGUCGAGAACAGUUAAGUAGGCAUACAAAGUACUGGCCAAUUACACUUUCCACUACAUCUCUCUUCACUUUAGGGUCACAGAUUGAACCACUCACCACUUUAAUGCUGAAGGAGACACUUACUGAAGCUGAAGUCAUUGAAUGUAAACAAGUGAUUCUCUGCUUAAUGAGCAUGGAGGCUCGAGGUGACCCAUUGCCAUCUCCUAUGGCUGGGCAACGUGGAAAAGGCAUGAAACGGGAGGACCAGUACAGAGUAGUUUGGACAGAAUUAGAGCAAUAUCUACAACUUCACCUUCAUUCUGCUGAUCAUGAAAAAGUACUUGAAUGUUUUAUGGAAUGCCAUAACAAGGUAGAAACCCCAGAAUAUAAAGGUGAUGACAAAGUUGAUAUUGAUCAGGCUCUGAAAGAACUUGAUGACUACAACUACAUGACAGAGAGAGAGAAAGCAGACUUUAAUCUGAGUUCUGGCACAAAACAUACACCUGCAGAGUUGCCUAUUCCAGAUAGCAAACGUAGACGAACUGCACCACCUCCACUAGCACCCAUGGGCCGCAGUAGUGGUGUUAGCCUUCUUACUCUAUGGGAGAACAAAGUAGCCUCUGAGCAAUCUCGACGAUGUUUGGAAUUCCAAGGUAGGCUUAAAGCAGAGGAUAAUGUCACAAAGUUAUAUGUAAGCCUACAGAAAGACAAAGAUAAAGAUGAGGGAUCUCGGAAGAAAACUACCUAAAUAUUGCAUGUAUGUAUAAUAGUUUAUUACUAUUCAGUUCAAAUACUGUAUAUUGUAUGUCAUUAAAUUCUAGAAAGAAAAUAUGAUACUGAAAUAUUAAAAAUAUCUAUAUGUACUGUAGAUGCAAAAGUUCAGUGCUUCACUUUUGUAUUUUUAAAAGUCAUCUUUACACUUUGUAUAAAAUACAGGAAAUUUUUAAUACUGUACCUGCUUGUGACAGUUGUUGACCUACAGAAUUGUGCCAGAUGAACAAGAAAAAAAAUUCUCUUAAUUUUUAAAAGUAUAGUUCUGUACCAUAUUUACUCUGCUAAGAGUAAAUCAGUCCCAUAAUAUUAUUGUGUAUAUAAAUAAAAUAUUCAGUGUGAA